AUUUUGUAUUGAAAAUGGACAAGUUUGUGGUUCGGCUUCCGAAGGGAGAGAAACAAAAAAAACCGAAGAGCGACGAGAAAGUUUACAAACAAGCUACAAUAGAGUCCAUGCGGAGGGUAGUUGUGAUCGAGGACAUUUUGCGCUACAAAUCAACGCUGGAGCUGCCUGAACAGAGCAAAGAGAACCUGAUGGACACCCUGACUGAGCUGAGCAAGAAGAUUCCAUCCAAAGAGGUGCUCAGGUCCACUAAAAUAGGUCACACUGUUAAUAAAGUGAGGAAACAUCCGGACCCUGACGUGAGUUCUCUGGCAGCAAAGGUUUACACUGAAUGGAGGACUUUCAUUGAGGAGAAUUCAAAUAAGCCGUCCAUUGAAGUGCGCUCUGACAAACAGUCUGAAUGGCUGAGGAACAACGCUCGGAAGCUGCUGUCUGAAGCACUGGGAGUCAAGGAGGACUCUGGGCUUAUAGACAACAUUGAGAGAGAAGUUUUUCACCAGAGCUCCCGGUUGGUCAGCAGCUCCUACAGACGGACCAUCAGGGCGCUGGUGUUCGCCUUCAGACACAACUCUGACAUCAGAAGUCAAGUAAAAGACAGCAAAAUAUCCGUCAGUCAGCUCGUUUCCCAGUAUAAAAAAUAAGUGAACACUGAGAAGACUGGGACUUGAACCUCUUGUGGAUGAGAUUAUGUUGCACAUGAUUUUUUUUUACAUUUUAUUUUGUUUUUACUCUUCAUCAUGUUCUCAGUUUGUUCAUAAAAAUGCAAAAACUUUUUACAGAUUGUGGCACAUCAGCGCAUUUACAUUUUAUGGGUGUAAAUUUAAAUAUUUAAACCAUAGCUCCGGCUUACAUCAUGCUUUACCAUCUGUUGUUGAUUUUGGUUUUAAACUGAAUUGAAAAAAAGACUUCAUUAAAUACAAAUGUCAACAACUAUA
Molecule: messenger RNA, 932 nt
Organism: Cyprinodon tularosa
Lineage: Eukaryota; Metazoa; Chordata; Actinopteri; Cyprinodontiformes; Cyprinodontidae
Gene: tceanc2
Product: transcription elongation factor A (SII) N-terminal and central domain containing 2
Exons: 4
Coding region: 15-638 (207 amino acids)
Biological process (GO): DNA-templated transcription
Cellular component (GO): nucleus
Source: RefSeq, a predicted model, not a curated record